Fusarium poae is the source of this 294-nucleotide messenger RNA. RefSeq lists its product as uncharacterized. The record is from RefSeq and is a predicted model, not a curated record. NCBI's taxonomy places the organism in Eukaryota, Fungi, Ascomycota, Sordariomycetes, Hypocreales, Nectriaceae. The transcript has a single exon. Bases 1 to 294 code for a protein of 97 amino acids.
AUGGACGAAUACCUAGACCAGUUGGACGAAUAUGUGGAUCAGUUGGAAGAAUAUGCGAUCCAGCUCGACGAGUAUCUGAACCCGUUGUACGACGCUAUGGACCAGAUGGAAGAAGGGAUGCACGUCGCCUUAUACGGCGUUUACAAGAGAGUACUGCCUGAGGCCUCGGUGGAAAUUCUACCUUAUCACUCUGAACCGACAACAAGAGGAGCCGGCAUCCGCACCUCGUUUGUCUUCUUGAACCUUUUCGUUUUGGCCUUUAACGUCCAUCACAUUAUACACAGAACUCCUUAG